CAGAACGACGAUCUUCCCAAGGGAUGCCAGGAUGGUAACACCUGGUGUCGGGUGUUCAUACCAACUGUCGCACACUGGGCUGGUGGAGAAGCUGAGCCUUGGGGUCCUGAAGACGACGAUUUAAGAGACACCAUGCAAGAGAUGUGGAACCAUAUAUAUCGGGGCAAGAUUCAGCACGAGAUCUCCAGAUCUGGUGCCGUUAUGAAAGUGGCCAAACAAUGCUUCAUGGAAUUGCGCAGAGGGUUCGGUAUCGCAGCCUGCUCCAUCCUUACCGCAUUUUUCGCACAGGAUGCCGAUUUUUCAGAUACUGUGGCUCGCAAGGACUUUUCAAGGGCCAUGCUGAAACAUAACCGGUUUAUUUUCAGGGAUAAUUCAGGACUCAUUCCUAAGGACUGGACGGGCAUGUGGAGAUCUCCCUUCAUACUUCAGACAUUCGCAUCGCACCUCAAUUUCACUUUUGGCCGUGUUGAAGUCCCUGACCUCGACACCGAGAGCAUUAGUGCACGGUGUAGAGAUACAACAAUUGCUGGACAUUACACGAAGUAA
Suillus discolor is the source of this 546-nucleotide messenger RNA. RefSeq lists its product as uncharacterized. The annotation marks the transcript as partial. The record is from RefSeq and is a predicted model, not a curated record. NCBI's taxonomy places the organism in Eukaryota, Fungi, Basidiomycota, Agaricomycetes, Boletales, Suillaceae. The transcript is spliced from 3 exons.